Scheffersomyces stipitis CBS 6054 is the source of this 1404-nucleotide messenger RNA. RefSeq names its product translation initiation factor eIF2B subunit gamma (gene GCD1). The coding region runs from base 1 to 1404 and encodes 467 amino acids. The record is from RefSeq and is a predicted model, not a curated record. Gene Ontology annotation, molecular function: translation initiation factor activity; guanyl-nucleotide exchange factor activity. Gene Ontology annotation, cellular component: guanyl-nucleotide exchange factor complex; eukaryotic translation initiation factor 2B complex. Lineage: Eukaryota; Fungi; Ascomycota; Pichiomycetes; Serinales; Debaryomycetaceae. Gene Ontology annotation, biological process: cytoplasmic translational initiation. The transcript is spliced from 2 exons.
AUGGAGUUUCAUGCUAUCAUUCUCUGUGGAGACGGCAAGGCGUUGAGUCCUUUUUCAGCGACUAGAUCUACCGGGCUGCCCAAAGCUCUUUUGCCCAUCGCUAACAAACCCAUGCUCAGCUACGUCUUGGACUGGUGUGAGAAGGCCUUUUUCCCUCGUGUCACCGUAGUAGUAGGAACUGAUGCAGAAAGCGACAUUCAGAAUGCUGUAGACCAGUAUAAGGCCGACAAAGUGAAGGAAAACCAGGAUAAGGACGCUUCUGACGAUGGGACUGGCCAUUCUACAGCUAUUGAAGUGUAUGGCUUUGAUGCUGAGAACAGUGGACAAAUCAUAUACCAGCUUUACAAAUCGAAUGCCUGGAAACCGUACCAGAACUUUGUUAUAUUGCCCUGUGAUCUUGUAACAAACUUGCCUCCACAAGUUUUGAUAGAAGCCUACAGAAGCAAGGAUGAGUCAGACUUGGGCUUGAUUGUACACUAUAGAAACCAGUUGGAUAUCGAAGACAAGAAGUCCAAGAUUUUCGACAAGAACUACACCAUUUACGGUGAUGUAAGUGAUGGUGGACGUAAGUUCCUCGAUAUCUACUCCAAAGAAGAUAUCGACUUCCACAAGGCAUUAAAGAUCAGAACACAAAUGUGCUGGAGAUACCCCCAGGCUACAAUCAGUACCAAGUUGUUGAACAGUUGUGUCUUCUUCGGUUCAGAACAAAUAUUCAAGGUUUUUGAAGAUAAUCCUGACAAGUUCAGCGAGUCGUAUUUCAAGAACAGAUCAGUAACUAAAGUUGUCCGUGACUUGGCUAGAAGAUCCUGGAGACAUUCAGAGAAUAAAGAGAGCAUUGCAUUUUUGGUCGUUCCACACCAGGCCACCUUCUUCAGAAGUUGUAACUUGCCGGUGUUAAUGGAAGCAAACCGUCACUUCAUGAAGAUCCAAGCUACGGAAAAGGGUCAAACCGGCUUUGCUGGUCCAAAGGAUAAGACAGCUGCUAAUGUAGGUAUAGACUCGUUGAUUGGCGACAAUACUCUUUUGGGAGAAAGGACAAACGUCAAGAAGACAGUUGUUGGCUCCAGAUGCAACAUCGGAAAAAGGGUCAAGUUGACGGGCUGCCUUGUCAUGAAUAACGUCACAAUCGAGGACGAUGUUCAGUUGGAAAACUGCAUUAUUGGUAACAAUGUUCUUAUUCAUAGCAAGUGUAAGUUGACCAACUGUAACGUAGAGUCUACCAACGAAGUUGCUCGAGGUACCCAAGCCAAGGGUGACACAUUGUUGCGUUUCUCGUUGGAGGGUGACGAAUCGGCUAUUGGAAGCUCUCUGGACGAGGAUGAUUCUGAAGACGACUCCGAGUCUGACUUCAGCGACUACGAAGAUGAAUACGCCAAUAAUGAUGACGGAUUGUUUGGAUACUAA